GAGGGAGAACUUUAGCAGGGCAACUUAUCUGACAACACAUCCGUCCGACAACAGAACCUCGCUCUCACGUCCUUUGGUUGGGGUGGCAUUCGUGGCUCCACCAUCGCAUGAGCGAACCCAGGCACAACCCCAACCAACCAAGCCGUCUCCAAUUACGGUCCCUCCUCCUGCUGGUGUGGCGUGGUAUCUCCAGCAGAUCGGGGACAGUCGGGAUCCCCCCACGGCCGUAUCUUGUCUUCCCCCUUGGUCGACGCGAUAUGGAGGCGGCAAGAGAACGAUUGACAGACAGUUCGGAGAAGCUUAGGCUCGCGUUCGCCAGCCUUCAUGCGGUCGAUGGAGAAUUCGCGGCUCGUACGACUGAUGUUGGCACCCUCCCCCUAUCCCUAGCAACAUCGAGGGUGUCCCAAGCAGCCGGCAUGGCAAAGACGGUGGCACUUACUGUCUUGAAGGCGGCGGAGGAAGCAAUGGCAGCCGCCACCACAGCGAGGGCGGAGGCGGUGUCAGCCUUCGCAAUCAAAGCAACAACUGCCGCAACAUCAGCAGCGGGUAGAGCGGCGGUCAAAGCACAGGGGAUGGCCAAAGCUACAGCAACGGUGACGUUGAAAUCGGAAACCGACCCCCCGACCGUGAUGGAGAGGAGAAUUCCGAGUGGCGACAACAGCGGCAGCAACGGUUCAUGCUCGAUGUCGUCCACUGGUAUGGAAGUCGCGACCAGCAACAUGGCUGUGGCAGUCAAGACCAGCGAAUCAGACAUGUCCGACAGUGAAGAGCAGCAAAAGCUCUCACAGCACGACGUCAAAGCUACAGGAGGGGAACACGAGUCAUCACGCGACGACGAUGUGACUUCAGAGGUUGGAAACGCUGAUUUUCGAAGCGCCGACCAGGAGAGGCAAAAGGAAGCCGAGGCCACCCUCGGGAUCGAUGGCGGACAAGGUAAGGAAGAGGAGGAACAGGAGUACGGCGAGAAGGAGGAGCAGCGGGAGGAGGAGCAACAGGAAGAAGAGGAGGGGGAGGAGGCGCAGGAGGGGCACGAAGAAAAUGUAGGCAGCAAGUGUUAA
Molecule: messenger RNA, 1058 nt
Organism: Ectocarpus sp. CCAP 1310/34
Lineage: Eukaryota; Phaeophyceae; Ectocarpales; Ectocarpaceae
Source: the annotation of a GenBank genome assembly